UGCAUCCCAUUCCUGCUUUUAAGAGCUGCGAGGCAAAGGCGAGCCUGCAUUGAACGGGUGGCGGGGGACGCAGUGAUUUAUACUGUUGGCUUUUAAUUCCAAAGUGGCAUCAGGGAAGCAAAAAUGGCAGGGGCAAUUAUUGAAAAUAUGAGCACUAAGAAGUUGGUCAUUGUUGGAGUUAUUUUACUCAUUUUCCAAGUGCUCUCCUUUCUAGUCGGAGGAUUGAUUGCUCCAAGUCCCACCACUGCAAUUCCUUAUACGGCUACCAAAUGUGUGGAUAUCCGAAAAUAUCACCAGAAAUGGCUCAUGCCCGGGGGACGUAACCCGUGUGAAAAGAUUCAGGAUUUCAAAGAGGCCACAGAAAGACAUAUUGAAGCCAAUGACAUUGUAUUUGCAGUUCACAUUCCAAAGCCUGACUUGGAGAUGAGUUCAUGGUUCCAGUUCAUGCUCUUUGUCCUCCAGUUUGAGAUUGUCUUUAAACUUGCCAACCAAAUUGAUGAAGCAGGAGUAGUCACAAUUGAUGCUUCCCUGGCUUACAGAGAUGAUAUUGUCAGUGAAUGGACACCAAUGGCACAUUCUAAAGAACAGCGCAAACUAAACUGUGUUUUCCCAGCUAAUAAGACCAAGAAAAAUGAGGGUCUUCCCUAUGAUUGCGAUUUGUUGCCGUUUAUGGAAGUGGGAACUGUUGCCCAUAAGUAUUAUCUUGUGAAUAUUCGCCUUCCUGUGAAUGAACGAAAGAAAAUCAAUAUUGGAAUUGGUGAAAUAAAGGAUAUUGGUCUUGUGAGUAUUCAUCAGAAUGGCGGUUUUACAAAAGUGUGGUUUGCUAUGAAAACUUUUCUUACUCCCAGCAUCCUCAUCAUUAUGAUCUGGUAUUGGAGGCGAAUUACUCUGAUGACUCGACCACCUGUCCUGCUUGAAAAGGUGAUCUUUGCACUUGGCCUUUCAAUGACAUUUAUCAACAUUCCAGUGGAGUGGUUUUCUAUUGGCUUCAAUUGGACCUGGAUGCUUCUCUUUGGGGAUAUUCGACAAGGAAUAUUCUAUUCUAUGCUGCUGUCCUUUUGGAUCAUCUUCUGUGGAGAGCAUUUAAUGGAUCAAACAGAAAGGAAUAAAUUUUCUGUAUACUGGAAACAAGUUGGGCCAAUUGUCUUUGGCUCCUUCUGUCUCUUCAUUUUUGACAUGUGUGAAAGGGGAGUGCAGCUAACAAAUCCUUUCUACAGCAUCUGGGCAUCAGAUGUUGGCACUGAGCUAGCUAUGGCUUUCAUUAUUGUAGCAGGUAUCUGUGCUUGCUUGUACUUUUUGUUUCUUUGCUUUAUGGUGUUCCAAGUAUUUAGGAACAUCAGUGGAAAAAAAAGCUCCCUUCCAGCCAUGUCUAAGGCCAGACGUCUUCAUUAUGAGGGUCUGAUUUUUCGGUUCAAGUUUCUGAUGUUGGUCACUUUGGCUUGUGCAGCUUUGACUGUCAUUUUCUUCAUUAUCAGCCAGGUCAGUGAAGGUCAUUGGCAUUGGGGUGGACACACUGUGCAGGUGAACAGUGCCUUUUUCACUGGUAUAUAUGGAAUGUGGAACUUGUAUGUGUUUGCCAUCAUGUUUCUUUACGCACCUUCACAUAAACGCUAUGGAGAUGAACAAUCAAAUGAUCUCCUACACAGGGAGGACAUACAGUUAACCACUACCAUCACUCAUGUUGAUGGUCCAACAGAAAUCUAUAGGAUGUCCGGCAAAGAGGCACAAGAGUAACCAGGCAAACUGGCACUAGUCUGCAUGCUUGCUCAGUCUGUCGCAUGCAUUGAUACACCCAAUCCUCCUCCCACCCCCCAAAUCGCUAACAGGGCCACUGUCAACAUCCCUGUUCUGCUCAUUUUGAAGAACUUCAUGCAGACAAACAUUGAGCAGACUGGACCAAGUAAGACAUGUUUUGGAGAUUUUUGCAGACUCCACCUCAACCCCGAUUCAGUCAUUCUUGCCUACUUGUUUCAGACAGCUGAUUUUUCUCCUUCCUUCAGCACAUCUUUAUUUGAGAUGAAACGUGAUUGAAUUACCGAUCCAUUUGUAUUGAGUCAUCUAACAAUGGCAGGCAAGGAUGUGGAGUAAAAAUCAUUUCCCUUUUCAAGCAUGAAAUUCUCUUAACGUAUGGAAUUCUGCUCAUGUAUCAAACUAUUCAAAAUGGAGCCCUUACUACACCUUGAUUACUGUUUGUAUGUUUGACUAGAGAGCUGCAUCUUUAAUCCUAAGAGUGCACUUUUUUCUGUUAAUAUAUGCAGUGCAAUGUGUAUGAUGGGAAAGCAGAUUUUUGUCCAUUUUUACCACUCUGUACAAAGCACCAAACAAGACGUCUGCACCUUCCAAUGCUGCAAAAGUAAUUCCCUUUAAAAAUGUUCAACACGGUACUUCAUGGUAAGCUUUGUGAAAGUGUUCUGCAUGAGGGGUGUUGGACC
Messenger RNA from Erpetoichthys calabaricus (reedfish), 2432 nucleotides. It is a transcript of the gene wls, whose product is annotated as Wnt ligand secretion mediator. Gene Ontology annotation, biological process: Wnt signaling pathway; intracellular protein transport; Wnt protein secretion. The record is from RefSeq and is a predicted model, not a curated record. The coding region runs from base 124 to 1734 and encodes 536 amino acids. Lineage: Eukaryota; Metazoa; Chordata; Cladistia; Polypteriformes; Polypteridae. Gene Ontology annotation, molecular function: Wnt-protein binding. The transcript is spliced from 12 exons. Gene Ontology annotation, cellular component: organelle membrane; endomembrane system.